AUGUUUUUAAAAAGUACUUCGAGCGUUUUCUUCUUCUUCUUCUUCUUCUUCUUCUUCUUCUUCUUCUUCUUUCACUCUUCUGUUUCUUUUUCUUUCUUCUCCUCCUUUUAUUCCUCCUGUCCCUUUUCUUCCUCCUCCUCUUCUUCUUCAUCUUCUUCUUCUUCCUUCUCUUCUUUAACCCAUCUCUCAACCUCCUUUAUGCCCUCUCCUCUUUCUCUCUACAAACGAGUCAAACGCUUUACCCACACACACCCAGACGACACCCUACUUUCAACUCCAUUUCGUGUCAUGAAGCCGAUCAAGUCUGUCAUAGCUCAUGGUCCACAACUUGAGAAAUUAUUCUCUCUCUCUCUCGUUCUCUCUCUCACUCGUUCUCUUGAUAUAUAUCUAUCAUCUAUCUAUCUAUCUAUAUAUCUAUCUAUCUAUCUAUCUAUCUAUCUAUCUAUCUAUCUCUCUCUCUCUCUCUCUAUAUAUAUAUAUAUAUAUAUAUAUAUAUAUAUAUAUAUAUCGUUAUCUCUUACUCUUGUAUCGAUCGAUACACAGAAGCAUCUCCCUCUCUUUCGCUUCUUUUCUUUCUCUCCCCCUCUGUCUGUCUGUCUGUCUGUCUCUCUCUGUCUCUCCCUCUCAUUCACAUAUGCAUACACGAGCAAUGUGAACAGACUCAUAUGCGAGAAAGCAAUUAUCACUAAUCUAUCUAUCUAUCUAUCUAUCUAUCUAUCUAUCUAUCUAUCUAUCCCCUUUUAA
Molecule: messenger RNA, 744 nt
Organism: Acanthosepion pharaonis
Lineage: Eukaryota; Metazoa; Mollusca; Cephalopoda; Sepiida; Sepiidae
Source: the annotation of a GenBank genome assembly